AUGUCCACCUCAGCUCAAUCAUCAAGAUCAGUCAUCAAGGCUGUUUAUGCCAAUGAAGUAUCUGAAGGUGUAGGUGCUAGAGUGAGAAGAAGUAUAGGAUCAAGUGAAUUGAGAAAGCUUAGCCCAUUUCUGAUGCUGGAUCAUGCUACCGUCAAGAAAGGAGCUGGCUUCCCUGAUCAUCCCCAUCGAGGGCAGACUACCGUAAGCUACCAGAUAGAAGGUAUGUUUCAACAUGAAGAUUUUUUAGGUAACAAGGGCUUUUUGAACCCAGGAGAUGUACAAUGGAUGACGGCAGGAAGAGGAAUCAUGCAUUCUGAAAUGCCAUAUUUCGAUCCUGAUCCUUCAAAGGCAGUCAACUCAGUAGGUAUGCAACUGUGGAUAGAUUUACCUUCAGAUCAGAAAUUCAUUGAGCCAAGUUAUCAAGAGAAGAAAGCUGAAGAUAUACCUACCAUCCAUCCACAAGACGGAAUCGAAAUUACGAUCAUCUCAGGAGAAUCCCAUGGUACCAAAGGUUUCGUGAGACCUGUUGGAGGCUGUUGGUAUUUCAAUUUCAGACUUCAGAAACCGGGGGCAUCGGUGUAUCAAACUCUUCCCCAAGGAUGGACUUCUUUCCUCUACAUCAUAAGCGGUAAAGUUCAAGUCGGAGACGAUUCCAAGAUUUAUGAUAAAUACAAUACCUUGGUGUUGUCAUCUCAAGAGGGACAAGAAGGAGUUCAAUUCACUAGACCUGAAGGAGAAGAAGGGGAAGAAACUAGAUUUAUCUUAGUUGCCGGUCAACCACUCGAUCAACCCGUUGUUCAGUAUGGUCCAUUUGUCGUUAACACGCAAAGACAAGCUAUGGAAGCUAUAAGCGAUUUCAGAAUGGGCAGAAACGGUUUCGAGAAAGCUGUUGGUUGGGAAAGCGAAAUAGGAAAGAUAUCAGGACCUUGA
Molecule: messenger RNA, 930 nt
Organism: Kwoniella shivajii
Lineage: Eukaryota; Fungi; Basidiomycota; Tremellomycetes; Tremellales; Cryptococcaceae
Exons: 7
Coding region: 1-930 (309 amino acids)
Source: RefSeq, a predicted model, not a curated record